Megalopta genalis is the source of this 4115-nucleotide messenger RNA. The record is from RefSeq and is a predicted model, not a curated record. Lineage: Eukaryota; Metazoa; Arthropoda; Insecta; Hymenoptera; Halictidae.
UGGCAUUACUGUGAUUUUAACUGCAGUCUACUGCUUCAGCAAUUGUCAACCUUUUAUUGAAAUGGAUUUAGAACAAAAUUGGAAGUGUAAAAUGAAUAAGAUCAUUGAGACAAUUCUGUUUCUGUAAUGAAGACAAAUUUGAAUGUACUUACAAGAUCAUCUCUUCGUCUUUCUGAAGUUGAAAGUUGUCCGAGAAUGAAAACCAUGAGUUGUCAGUAAAAGUCGUUCGUUGUAGUGUUGAAGAGAACAGAAAAAUUUCGAAGUUAUACAUUAAAUGCCAAUGCUUACGCGUGAUAAUACAUUAUGGAAUGGAAGGGGUAUCGAUAUCUAUACAAGGAUAUGUCUCGUACCGUCACCCACAUAUUAAGUAUCUGUCAACAUUUUAUAUUGCCUGCGAUGAACGACGUAAUUUAAGUGCGAAGCAAAAGUUAUUAAAAUCCCUCCUUUUUAUCAAGGAUUUUAAUGAAAAGUGCAAUAAAAACUUCCAGAUAAUUCAUCUGAUUCUGUGAUUAGUGGUAAUUUAUUCGCUGCUGCUAAACAGUUAGCGGAUAGUGAAAUUCAGCUCCUAAAAGUUAUACAAAAUUCCAAAAAAGCAAACAAUAAAAAUAAUACCAGUACAAUGUCAUCUGGGAAAAGUGCCAAAAAGUCAGGGGAAACAUCUAAUGUUUGCCCAUCUAUAGCAUUGAUAGCAGCCAAAAAACAGGCAGUGCAAAGGCAAAUGUUGCAGGGAAAGAAGUCCAAUAAUAACAAUAAUAAUAUUUUUGUACGUGAUAUAUAUCAAAAAGCUAUAGAUGCUUAUACUGUAAAGAGAAAGGAAACUGGACUAGUAUUUGAUCGGUCUAUGGUAGAACACAAGUGUCUUUGGGAUCCAAAUUAUCCAGAAUGUCCUGGUAGAAUGAUAACCAUUUUACAAAGAUGUGAAGAAUUAGGUUUAAUAAAUAGGUGCAAGCUCAUCACACCACGGGAAGCUACAGAAAAUGAAAUACUUACAAAACAUAAUAAAAAAAGUCUUGAUAUUUUAAAGACCACUGAUGGAUGUAAAGAUGUACAUAAUUUAGAGUUAUUAUCAUCCAAAUACGAUGCAAUUUAUGUACAUCCUUCUACCUACAAAUUAUCUCUAUUAGCUGUGGGGUCAACAAUAAACUUAAUAGAAAGCAUUUGCAAAGGAGAAGUUCAAAAUGGAAUGGCUAUUAUUAGACCACCUGGACAUCAUGCAAUGAAGUCAGAAUAUUGUGGAUAUUGCUUCUUUAACAAUGUCGCAAUUGCUGCUGAGAAAGCUUUGAAUAAUAAUUGGGCCAACAAAAUUUUAAUUGUAGAUUGGGAUGUACACCAUGGACAAGCAACUCAACAAAUGUUUUAUAACGAUCCACGAGUUGUUUACUUCUCCAUUCAUCGUUACGAACAUGGUGAAUUUUGGCCGAAUCUCAGAGAAUCUGAUUUUCACUUUGUUGGAGAUGAUUUAGGCCAAGGAUAUAAUUUUAACGUACCACUUAAUAAAGUUGGUAUGACUAAUGCCGAUUACCUGGACAUAUUUCAACAAGUCUUGUUACCAAUGGCUUAUGAGUUUCAACCAGAUCUCGUAAUAAUCUCAGCUGGUUAUGAUGCAGCCUUGGGCUGUCCAGAGGGUGAGAUGUUGGUGACUCCUGCAUUUUAUGCUCAUUUAACAUCAUCUCUAAUGAGUCUAGCUUCUGGAAAAGUUGCUGUUGUAUUAGAGGGUGGUUACUAUUUAAAGUCACUAGCUGAAAGUGCAGCACUAACUUUGCGUGCUUUAUUAGGUGAUCCAUGUCCUACAAUAGAAAAUCUUGAAUUGCCUUCAUUAAGCAUACGUGAUUCAAUUUUAAAUACAAUUUAUGCACACAAACCAUAUUGGAAAUGUUAUCAAUAUCAAGAUACAUACAGUAUUAAUAAUACAACAAAUAAUAAGGAACAAAAUAUCAAUCAGUAUUUACCUGUAGUUACAUUCAAAGGAACUGAAGAGAGACCAGACAUGUAUAAAACUUCUGACUGUUAUCCAGUUCAUAGUAAAGAAGUUCUCGAGCUGCUUGAUUCAAAAUUAAAUACUCUUAUACAUUUUACUAAUUUAUAUAAAGCUCCGGACAAAGUGAACAUUGUGUAUGAUGAAAGAAUGCUAAAGCAUUAUGAUAUAAGCGAUGAAACCCAUCCAGAAAAACCAAGUCGUAUUAGUGGUAUCUAUAAACGAUUACAAGAGUACAAUAUUCUUGACCGAUGCUACGUGCAACAGGGACGAAGUGCAACGAUAGAAGAAUUAUUAUUGGUUCAUUCAAAAGAUCAUAUAGAGAGAAUAAAGGGAACUGCAAACAUGAAAGCCAAAGAUUUAAAGAAAGUAGUAUCAUCAUUCAAUUCAGUUUAUUUGCAUCCUGAAACUUGGACAAGUGCCAGCGUAUCUACUGGAUCGUUAUUACAAGUCGUUAGUAAUGUGUUAAAUGGGGAGAGUCAGUCUGGUGUUGCUAUUGUAAGGCCACCGGGACAUCAUGCAGAAGAUGACAUGCCAUGUGGUUUCUGCAUUUUUAAUAAUAUUGCUGUAGCAGCUAAAUAUGCCAUAGAAUGUCAUCAUUUAAAAAGAGUACUAAUAGUGGACUGGGAUGUGCAUCAUGGCAAUGGAACUCAAUCUAUUUUUGAGGAAGAUCCAAGAGUUCUCUACAUAUCUGUUCAUCGAUAUGAUAAUGGUAGUUUUUUUCCAAAUUCGAAAAAUGCUAACUACACCAGUGUUGGCUGUGGAGAUGGAGAGGGAUUUAAUGUCAAUAUACCAUGGAAUAAAAAAGGAAUGGGUGACGCUGAAUACAUAGCAGCAUUUCAACAAGUGGUAAUGCCAAUCGCGUAUCAGUUUAAUCCAGAACUAGUUUUAGUAUCUGCAGGUUUUGAUGCUUGUAUUGGUGACCCUCUUGGAGGGUGCCUAGUAAGUCCAGAAAUGUAUGGUCAUUUAACACACUGGCUAUCAUCAUUAGCUAAUGGCCGCAUAAUUCUUAGUCUUGAAGGAGGUUACAAUAUCAAUUCAAUUUCACAUGCAAUGGCACUUUGUACUAAAACGUUACUCGGGGAUCCUCUACCGAUGCUAGAAAGUGAUCUGAUCCCGUGUUCUAGUGCUGUUAAUUCUAUAAACAAUGUUUUAAAAACGCAGAAACAAUAUUGGUCGAAUUUGAUAUUUAAUGUUUCUCUGCCAAGAAAAAACGUGCUACCUAAAGCUAAACUGAAACACAUAAAAUCAAAUGAACAAAUGAAAACUAUGGAUGAGCCUUGUAAACAGUCUGAAUCUAAGAUAGCAUUGGAGAAAAUAGAAAGUGAAAAGUUGGCACUGAGACUUUCAAUUGAUAAAAAUUCUGUGACAGAUGAGGAGAUAUUAAAAUUACAAAACGAAGUUGAGAACAUCAAAAUAAAAAAUUCAUCUCACGACGAUAUGCUAAAAGCUACUGAAAAAGCACACAAUAAAUCGAUUAAUAUGCAGACUAUUAAUACUUGUGAAGAUAAAGUUCUUGAAUGUGAAAGGCAGUGCGUAAAUCAUUCUAAGAAAGGAACAUUUUCUGACAAAAAUUGUGACAACUCUAAUCCAGGUAGCAGUAGCGAACAUAAUGAAGGCGCUGUUGGUCAAGCUGGUGGUGUCACAAAUUUAUGCGACUAUUUAUCUCAGAAUUUGGAAGCAUUAAUGGCUGGUGAUAUGUUUGCUGUAGUUCCUUUAAAGGACUGCCCCCACUUGGAUAGUGUCAAAGAUGUACCAGCUUCAGGAAUCGAUAUACAUUUACCUUGUGCAGAAUGUGGUAGCAUUGCUGAAAAUUGGAUUUGCUUGCUAUGUUACACUAUACAUUGUGCACGUACUGUUAAUCAGCAUGGUCUUUUACAUAGUGAUGGAUUAGACCAUCCAUUGGCAUUAAGUUUUAGUGAUUUGUCAGUAUGGUGUUACAGGUGUGAAGCAUAUAUAGAUAAUCCACGAUUAUUUGCUGCUCGUAAUGCUGUACAUCAAAGUAAAUUUAAUGAGGAACUACCGUGGACAUAUAAUGAGAACUGAAGUGCAAACAUGCAUUUGACAAAGUUGUCACUAGUACUAUAUAUAAAUUUUCUAAUAUUUAUAAAUAUUACAAAAUAGAAAUAUUUACAGUUUC